AUGACGAUGAGUGGGCUUGUAAGUCAUUUAUCAACGUCCAUUGGACAGGAUGUUGUUCCUGGCUGCAUUGUUAUUGCAAAAUUCAACCCUGAAGAAAAACGCGACCAAAUCGCCGUAGCCUGUCGCGGUGGAAAAGUAUGCGUUUACAAUCUCUCCGAGUUAGCAGCCAACACGACGAGCUAUUACAAGCCAGUGACAGUAAUCGACGUCAAGGAUGAAAUCGUUUCGAUCGCUUCUGCUCCUUGGAAGCCAGAGUCGAAAUACGAGCUCCUAUUGAUCGCUUCUUCUUCGACGAUUCAACUAUACGACAUUUACGAGAAUCACUCGCUUUUCCAUCGUAUCUUGCCGGAUGAGAUUCGCACCAUUUCUGUCGGCUGUGUAGCCGAAAAGACAGAGCCCUGGAUUCUCACUGGUGGCGAAAGUUCCAUCACCGGCUUCGACAAAAAUGGUGGCGAGGUGUAUUGGAACGUCUCUUCCGACGCUGUCAACUCGAUUUGCUUCGUAGAUUUGAUUGGAAAGGCUUACGAUCAAAUCGUUGUUGGAACGCUGGAUCAAGAAAUAACGAUUUUCGAUCACGAAGAAUUGAUAGAUUCCAGGACGGAGGUUUCGCCAAUCGUUCUUUUGACGAAAGUUGGGCCAGAUCAGAUGGCAUAUGCGCUGGAAAACGGGACGAUCGGCGUUUAUCAGAGGCUCAAUCGACUCUGGAGAGUAAAAUCGAAAUCAACGGCCACUUGUCAAUGCUUUUACAAACCGAAUCAAAGUCUUCUGACCGGCUGGGAAUCUGGACGAUGGGAAAUGCGAAAGAUGGCCACGGGAGAGAUCAUCUACAAGGCGCAAAUUGAUUGCCCCGUUGCAAAUGUAAUUGCCCAUUCCUUUUCGACUUCUGGGGACGAUCUGCUGGUGUUUGGACAAAAUGGUUCGAUAGAAGUUUUUCUACCGCCGACCGAAGUUGAUAAAAAGAAACGAAAAGCGGUUGAUGAAAAUGAAGCUCUCAGAAAGAUCGAACACAGACGCCAAAUACUGAAAAAAGAACUCGAUCACGUGGAAAAUGCGCCAAAGAAUCUUUCUGUUUCUGAGAGAAUCGAGCAGAGUAUUAUUCCACGAACUGCGAAACUAUCAGUCAACCUUUCGAACUCCUCGGAUGGCCUGUAUCUCCAAGUUUCCGUCGACUCUGAACUAAAAAUAUUCCUCCUCGUUUUUCUUUCCGAAGGUUUGUUCGGCAACGACGAGGCGAAAACUGAAGUGUAUCCAACCGGGAAGCAAGAGUUGCGAGUCCAUCUGGCCGAGUCUGUUUCUAGCGUCACAGCUCUCGGAAUCAAGGCCGGAGUCGGCUACACAGGAGCCAAGACGCUUCAUGUUUUGGAAGAAAUGGUCGAAAUUCCCAUAUUCUCGCAUUUUAUGAUCAACGAGGCGAAGCAAAUGCCAAUUGGGAAGGUCGAAUUCCAAUUCACUGAACGACCCCAGCGACUUUUCCUCUGGCUUCAGGAAAACUUCCUUUUGAAGAAAGAUAAAGGGCCGAUAAGCAGCGAUACUUUUUGCUUCAAAAGCCCGAGCGGAGAGAAGGUCUGUUUCCAUCUCGCCGGGGACAGAUUGUAUAUCUACGCAGAUACAGUAAAAUGGGCGGCAGAUGCAGUUCAGUCGCUCGCAUCGUAUUUUGGAAUAAAUGAUAUGUCUUCGAUCUGCGACUUUCCGGAAAUCAAGGACAUUGAAGGCUUAUUUCAGGAAAUUGCAGAUAUUCAAGCUUCACUGGUGCGAAUUGACUCUGACAUAGCGGAGAUAACUCAAGGGCUGAUGUCGAGCUUGGUCAGAUUGGAAGACUCGCGAAUUCUCGAAGACUGGAAGAGCAUGGAGCAAGUCCAGUCAAACAUUAUGAAUGCCGACAGUGACCUGAUGCUCAAGCAACGUGUUCGCCACGCGAAUCGAGACAAUUUGACGAAAAUUCUGAAGAAGCUCAACCAUUACAUCGAUAGUGGAUCCAAACUAAGGGUCGGAAAAGAGCCUGUUAAAAUACUCAAUGUCUGCCGCCAAGCUGUGAAAACAAAGAAGCCCAAAGUUAUCGUUCGAACGCUCUUACAUGGGGCCAAUUAG
This is a messenger RNA of Oikopleura dioica, 2088 nucleotides long. Lineage: Eukaryota; Metazoa; Chordata; Appendicularia; Copelata; Oikopleuridae. The record is from the annotation of a GenBank genome assembly.